This is a messenger RNA of Hansenula anomala, 2061 nucleotides long. RefSeq lists its product as uncharacterized. Gene Ontology annotation, molecular function: electron-transferring-flavoprotein dehydrogenase activity; flavin adenine dinucleotide binding. The coding region runs from base 1 to 2061 and encodes 686 amino acids. The transcript has 3 exons. Lineage: Eukaryota; Fungi; Ascomycota; Saccharomycetes; Phaffomycetales; Wickerhamomycetaceae. The record is from RefSeq and is a predicted model, not a curated record. Gene Ontology annotation, cellular component: cytoplasm.
AUGUCCCAGAAGACUGUUGUGAUCGUCGGUGCUGGUUUUUUCGGUAUUUCAACAGCUAAUCGUUUAGCCAACUCUACAAAUCAUAAAAUUAUCUUGGUUACAAUUUCCAAACAUGCCUAUUUCUUGAUUAGUUCAAUAAGAGUUCCAGUUCAAAAUAAGACAGAAGGCACAUUUGUUCCAAUAGAUGGGCUAGUAUCUCCUAAAGUUGAAGUUAUCCAGGAUGAGAUUGUCAAUUUUGAUGAAUAUCAAGUUCAAUUCGAAAACCAUGAUGAUUUGAAAUUUGAUGUCCUAGUCAUUGCAACUGGUGCAAAAUGGCCGGAUCCAAUUGGAUCAAACUUGAAAUUCAAGGAUGAUUUUGAACAGUAUUUUGAAAAAAGACAUAAAGAGAUUGAAAAUGCAAAACACAUUGUCCUUGUUGGUGGUGGAUUCAACAAUUGUGAGCUUUUAGGUGAAUUAAUCCACCAAUACAAAGGCCAACUAGAAUCAGGAAGCAAGAAAAUUACAAUGAUUCAUAGCCGUGAUAAAUUACUACCAGAUGAUGGGUUUUAUUCAGAUCCUUUAAGGGAGAAAGUUACAAGCUUUGUCCAAGGUUGUCAAGUCGAUUUGAGAUUAAGUACAAGAGCAAAACCAUUAGAAUCUGAUAAAAAUAAGUUAGUUCUGAAUGGAGAUUCUAAUAAUACUAUUGAGGGUGAUUUGAUUAUUUAUGGAACAGGUGCAGUUGCUGCGGUCCCUCCAAAUAACAUAACUGGGUUAACUGACUCAAAAGGGUUCAUUGCUAUUGAUGAAACAUUCCAAGUGAAAGCAGUUGAAAAAGGUCACAUAUUUUCAAUAGGUGAUGUUACAGACUUUGAAUAUAGAGGGUUAGUAUUGAGAAGACAUUGGCUGAAUGCUAUUGUGAAAAAUAUCAAGGUUGUUCUCCAAAACCCAAGCACGGCUACAAAAGAAUUUUAUAGAGUCGAUCGACCAAGUGGAAAUGUAACAACAUUUGUUAUUGAUCAAAGAAGAACAAAAAAGACAGUCGUUGUUAUUGGGGGUGGUAUCUUUAGAGUUUCAAGCGCAAAUAACUUAUAUCGCUCAUUAAAUUCCCAUAAAUAUGUGAUAAAGUUAGUCACAAUAUCAGAUCAUGUUUAUUUUCUUCCAGCAUCUGAUAGAUUGGCUAUUACCAAAGAUUAUCGUGGUGUUUUGAUUCCACUGAAUCAAGUUUUAGAUAAUGGGGUUCAAAUUAUAAAGAAUGAAGUUAUUCAUUUUGAUGAAAAUACAAUUGUGUUCAAUUCUGGUCAUUCAAUAAAGUUUGAUGUUUUAAUUAUUGCAACUGGCGCUAAAUGGGCUUCACCUCACGUCGUGUUCAUUGGUGGAGGUUUUUUCAGCACCGAGCUUGCUGGUGAGGUUGUACAUUAUCACGGGAAAGAGAUUGCGUCUGGUAAGAAGAAGGUUACGAUAAUUCACAGUUCUGAUAAGUUACUACCAAAUAAUGGAUUCUUCACAGAUACUUUAAGAACCCAAAUCACUGAUUACCUAGUUCAGAGAGGUGUCAAGUUGAUCAAAAAUUGCAGAGGAACACAACUAGAUUUCAAUCCAAACAUUAUUAUCUUAAACGAUGACCCAAACAAAUUCAUUGAAGCUGAUUUGAUCUAUUCUGGAGUUGGUACAAAUCCCGCUGUACCUCCAAAUGAAAUCAAAAAUUUCACAAAUCAAUCGGGUUAUGUCAAAGUAAAAAAAACUUUUCAAGCUACAGCUGUAUCAAAAGGUAACGUUUUUGCUAUUGGAGACGUCAAUGAUUUCACUUAUCAUGGUAUAGCCAAAAGAGAUAACUGGGUUUCAACGAUAACAACCAAUGUUUGCAGGUAUCUAAAAUAUGGACCUGGUACAACACUAACAAAUGCUUCAACUUAUGAACACGGUGAUACUAUUCCAUGCGCUGUUUCGUUAGGUCCUAUUGCUGGGUUUGGUCAAAGUCAAAUCCCUUUAGUUGGAACAUUGAAGUUGCCUUCUUUUAUCGUUGUUAGGACAAAGUCUAAAAGGUUACUUACAAAUAAGGCUAAACAUUUUUAUGCUGGUUGA